GGGAAUAUUGUUAUAACUCCCCAAAUGUUUAGGUCGCUUUCAACCGUAGGCAGCUUCAGUCUUAAAAAUGACUCUAGAUGUUACCGAACUGAAAUCAAGACUGAACGAACAGUCUGAAUUGAUUAUGAUCCUUAAGUCGAGGGCUGAUUCUGAAAUGGAACAUCGCAAGCUGGCUGAAUACAAGUUAUUGUCCGAAUUAGGCAAAAAUCAAGAACUUACAGAAAAGCUUUUGGAAUGUCAGCAGAGAGCUGCUGAUGCCGAAUUAAAUAAUCGUGUCUUACGAUCAACAUUGGAUAGUCUAAGUUACGAACUCUUCAGUCAUACAUCAGCUAAACAGUCAGAAAAUGAUAUCUCGAAGACAAACAUAUAUACGCAAACUGAAUUGAGAGACAAUUUUCAGGAUAAGAACACAAGCGCUGAUUAUUACGACGAAGAACGCCUUGAUGAGAUUUCCUCUAAGUUAAGAGAACUCAGAAGACAAAAUAGUGAGCUUUCUAAAUUGGUCAAUGGAGUGAAGUUAACUCACUUACAAAACCAUAAAGCGAUGCAAAGUCGACUGAAUCAUGUGGCAGCCUUAAUUUCUACUAUCCACAAUAUUUAUCUUCGGACAAAACAAAACUAUGACAGUGAUUAUGUUAAAUGGGAAAGUGACAGACAGAUAUUAAUAUCACAGUUAGAGAAUGAGAAGAACUUACAUAAAGAAACCCUUAUGAAAAUGAGUAGCAUCGAAUCAGAUAAAGUUAAGUUGGAGAAUACUGUAAUUAAAUUGAAAGAAGCAAGAGAACGUGAAAUGAAAGAAUUCAGCACUAACAAACACAUAAAAUACUUAAAUGAGGAGCUCAAUAAUUCUAAAUUAGAAUUGCAGCAAUCGAAACAGCAAUGUAAAAUAAUGAUUUCUAUCGAAUUAAGUCCACAAUAUUCACUGAAUAAAAGAAAUGUACUUGCAAAAUGCAAAUCUGUAAGAUCAAAUUCGUCUUUAAAUUACACAUCUCAGCUCAAGUUCAUAAAAUAUAUUAGGUUUGAAGAUUCUUGGGGAAUUGAUUUGUCACCUUUGACCUUCCACGCCAUUCUUAUUUCGAUAACCACUGCGCGUUGCGAUAGGAAAUAGCUUGAGAUGCUCAGUGGCCCCAUCCAUCGAAUUAAAUUCCUCGAGAAAUUGUCUAUGCCUUACCUGAAUACUGGUUCCACCGAACAUCAGCAAGGCUUUGAAGGGACUUAUAUUCAAAAACGUGUAAAUACUUCAUAUCUUCUGUUUUUAAGGACCACAAGAACGACCGCUUUCUGGCUUGCCCGAGCGAUUAUAAAUUGUACAGUGAACAGUUGGAAGUAUCUAGUUUCAUAUAAGAUAAAUGAAAGAAGAUGGUUCAUAAAGAAAGGCUUCAUUUCAAAGAGCAAACAGUUUAUCGAAGGGGACGCCUUUAGAAGUAAUCAGCUUUUCAAGGUUACGGGGCUAUAAAAAGCAUUAGAUUCAAUCAAUUUACAAUAAUUUCGAGACCUACUCUUGAGUCAGUAUACUUUUAUUAUAUACUACAUUACGACAAAUUGAGCAUCUGGAGUGGGACUAUUGGGCAUGAAGAUAAUUACAACGAGCCUGCUAGUGUAAGAAUAUUCAUAAUAACCUAGUUAUGGUACAUUACAGAGUGCAUACACCAGUAGGAAGAUGGAUAACUUAUUUUGUCUAUUACUAAAAUGUAGUUAGAUUACUGAGAAAAGGACAGUUUUCCCGAAAUCCAUUUCGAGGAAUUAAACCAUCUGACCUACAGUUUAUUUCGGUUGGUAGGUUUUAGUGGUUUACUCAUUUUCACCAUGUGAUGACAUCAGCUGGAGAACCUUCGAAAAAAUGAAAACACUUUACAGAUGUUUCGGCCUAGUUCAGAAUUCUUUACCAUUGUGCACCAGCUAUCUCAUAAGGUGGAAAACUGUUAGGCGCAAGGUUCCAACCCAUUGGCUGAAUAGUAACUUGCUAAUCCUGAAUCUUGACAGUUAUGAGUUGCAUCUCUAACAGGGUUAUGAGUGGACAUUGUUGAGGAGUCCCAAACUAAAGCAAAACACGUAUUCAGUGGCUUCAGUUUCCAAAUUGUUUUCAAUCCGUUAUGAAAGGUCCUCUGAGAGUUCGUUUAGCGAACCUCUUUACCAUAUUCAUUUUAAUAGCUGGCAGUGGAAACCAGGAUGCACUUUCGUCCUAUUUGAGACUUUUCAGCUGGAUAUAGGUGUACUCCAGUGAGUGAAGUUUUUCCCAUUGAAACUUUAACCCAGUACCCAUCGUUUCAAACGCCAAAGUGUUAUCCACUAAACCACUAGGCACGAAAGCCACUAGUUGUGCGACGGGUAUCAUUUGUUGUUAUUUGAUACUUGUAAUUUAUCGUCGCUAUACAUGAUUAAAUUACUCGACUUCUGUUUGCAAAUGGGCUCUUCUGCGAAUGCUUCUAUACUACCAGGUAUUCAUGAUGUUGUUUCCUUCUUGGUGACUCACACUGGAGUCUCCCAGUGGCCUAGUGGAUGACGCUUUGGCAUAUGAAGUGAUGGUUAUUGUGUUUGAAUCUCAGUGGGAACAACAUCACUCACUCAAGAGCUUGUACCACCGGCCGACGAGCCUCAAAUGGGAAGAAACGCAUGUCCUGGAUUCCACUGCGAGUCAGCAAGAUGAAUACAACAUCAUGAAUAUCCGGUAGUAUCAGGGCGUCCGCAUACAAGCUCAUCUGCCAACGGAGAUCUAGUAAUUCAAUCCUGUGUAGCAACGGGUAGUUACAAUAAUCAAACAACAAACCUCUUUACUAUUGGCAUGAAACGUUUUUCCCUCCAUGUAAAUUUUAGCUUCUCUAAUAGCAGGAUUUCUAUAAAAUUGUACUGGUAAUGUAGGGACACAUCAUGUUGUUCAGGGUAUUCGAUUUGACAGCUGAAAGCCGAAUUUGAUAGAAAAAGUCACCCUAGUAAAUUUGUGUCUUUGGUUUAUAGUUAUUUUUGUCGAAAUUCAGCCGGUGUUUGAUAGUUACUCAGUUCCUACUUUGUAGAGCUGGAGGGUUUUAUUUCUAUCUGAAAGAGAAGGGAUGGCUUCUUACUGAUAUAUUUUCUAAGACAUGAUGGCACAGCUACACAAUAUUCCUUGACUAUUACCAACUACUAUGAGAAAUGGGUGCAAAUUUGUCACAAAUUCUCAACGUACUGACCUUAUAUUUGUUUGUUUCUUAUUCUCUUAAAAAUUUGUCUCAUCAUAGGAUUUCGAAGCUUAUAAAAUCUAUGCCAAAGAACUAUUGGAUAAUGAGAAAAGGUUGAACAAAGAGCUUCGACAGUCCUUCAACUAAAAGAAAUAUCAAGAAAUAGGAACAAACCUUUAAAAAAAAUGAAUUUUCAAAUCGAAAUGAUAUUUUCUAAACAGAUAUGUCAAAAUGUAUAUGUAUUCUCAUAAUAAGAACAUAAGUAUUAA
Molecule: messenger RNA, 3424 nt
Organism: Heterobilharzia americana
Lineage: Eukaryota; Metazoa; Platyhelminthes; Trematoda; Strigeidida; Schistosomatidae
Source: the annotation of a GenBank genome assembly